Triticum urartu is the source of this 975-nucleotide messenger RNA. RefSeq names its product ER membrane protein complex subunit-like protein. Lineage: Eukaryota; Viridiplantae; Streptophyta; Magnoliopsida; Poales; Poaceae. The record is from RefSeq and is a predicted model, not a curated record.
GUCCUGUUCGUUGAAGUUGGAGGUCGAGGCUGCCGUCUCCCAUCAUCCACGCCGAGAGUCCAAGCUCCAAAACCAAACCAGAACCGUUUGAUCCGUCAGUAGCCGCGGCCGCCGGCGAUGGAGAAGGGCAAGGGCCUCGCCCGCCGCUGGGCAGUGGAGCUCCACGACGCAUCUUCCUCCUCAUCCUCGCCUGCCUUCCCCGAUCCCCCCGGCUUCACCAGAUCUGCCCCGGAAGCGGACGACGCCGCCAGCGCGCGGCAGCGCAAGGAGACCGAAGCCGCCUGGAAGGGGCAGAAAGCCUGGGAGGUGGCGCAGGCGCCCUUCAAGAACCUGAUGAUGAUGGGUUUUAUGAUGUGGAUGGCCGGGAGCACAGUGCACCUGUUCAGCAUUGGCAUCGUCUUCUCUGCUCUCUGGCAGCCCUUCAACGCACUCCGAUCUGUCGGGAAAGUUUUUGAACCAUUUAAGGACCCAAGGGUGGAUACACUUGCACCUAAGUUGCUCUUCACUGCUCUCAACUUGGCCGCUAUGGGUUUGGGUGUUUGGAAGCUCAAUACAUUGGGUCUUCUUCCAACAAAUGCAUCAGACUGGGUAUCUUCACUGUCUCCUGCUCGGGAGGUUGAAUAUGCUGGUGGAGGGAUCCCCUUGAUGUAAUGCCCCUUAUGAUCUUCAAUUGGUAAAACUCUUUAGUUUUAGUACUUGGAGGAUGGUAUCUGUACUAAAGCGAAAUUUACCCUGCUGAAGGGAGAGAUUUUAUGCGGGUUUGUUGUAUUUUUUGUUUCACAUGUACCAAAUUCGGAUUGAUAUCUAUAGACAAAUCACAGGCUUAGCUAAAGAUAGCUUGCUCAUUUUUUUUAUCUUUUCUGCUUACCAUGUCUGAUUCAAUAGAGAAGUUGUUGCUAACUCUCCCAUUCAAUGUAGUGGACGAACUUCUUUGUUUUGUUCAAUUAAUAGCUGUGAGAUUUGUUGUUGGGUUUA